Messenger RNA from Brassica rapa (field mustard), 5441 nucleotides. RefSeq lists its product as uncharacterized. The record is from RefSeq and is a predicted model, not a curated record. Lineage: Eukaryota; Viridiplantae; Streptophyta; Magnoliopsida; Brassicales; Brassicaceae.
AUAAGUUUCUUGGGCUUCCAACUUAAAACCAAUUGGCAAUUAGUGGAUUGACCCAAUUCCCUUAUAUAUUACUCAAGUCCCUUUCAUAUAUCCGAUGUGGGAUCUUCUCUCCAAUACCCUCCCUCGAGAUAAUGGUGCGUAUAACCAUUAAUCUCGCAGAAUCCAUCAUACCCCCUCCGAAAUCAUGCUUUAUUUUUCUAGCGAUCUCGGCGGAACUGAGCCUUCUAUGGGCCAUCAGCUAAUGGGAUGAUCGGGCCACUGUCCGGGCCGGAUUAAUGGGUCAGGGUAUUGGACCCGCUCUGAUACCAUGAUAAGUUUCUUGGGCUUCCAACUUAAAACCAAUUGGCAAUUAGUGGAUUGACCCAAGUCCCUUAUAUAUUACUCAAGUCCCUUUCAUAUAUCCGAUGUGGGAUCUUCUCUCCAAUAAGUUAUAUAAAUAUUUAAGUAUAUGAUUAACAUUUAAAAUAUAUAUCACUUAUGUUCUAAAACAAUAAUUUAUGUAUAGAAAAGUGAAAACAAACACCCGUGCGGUUGCACUAAUCAAAAUCUAGUAUUUGCUUAAAUCUGUAAUCUAUUUAGGAAUUGGAGUAAAUCUAAACAAAAAUCAGUUGCUUACAUUUGUAACAAUCAACGAAAUACAAUGACUAAAUCAUAAAUAAACAAAAAGAAAACUGAUCUCUCCCCUGAAUCCUCUAAACCCCUUCCUGUUCCUUUAUCGCCGUCGCUAUUGGCCCUCCGUCGUGACUCCCUAACGCCAUUGAUUCCAAUUCAUCGUUCGUCUUCAACCAUCCUCAGGUUGCUAGAACUCUUUGCCCCUUUCUGUAUGUUGCUUUAAGCUUUGUUUAUUAGAUAGUCACUAGAUCUCCGAUCUUCAUUUUGUUUCAGCGUUCGACCGAUUGAUCUUACUAGAGAAUCACUAGAUAUGUUUAACCUUAGUAGAAUCAUUCCUCGUCUAUCCACCGCGCGCUCUAAGAUUCUUUCAACAUUUACGUUCACUUAAUAAAAUAAAAUAUCAAUCCAUAAUAUUAAAAGAUGAUGUCUCCUUGAAUGGUCGAAGCAGAAUCUGUAGCCACUCUCGCUGUUCUCUAUUGUUGUCUCCUCAACGUUAUUCCAAUCCCACGUUCUCUUUUUAAAAGAAGUUUGUGUGUAGUUUUUAUCAAACAUUAAUUGUUAAUGUACUAUUCAUAUUUUCUAAUCCCAAUCAUUUAAUUGGUUAUAAGAUUCAAGAUUUCAUAUAGUUCCAACGUUAUAUAUAUCUAUCCGGUGACUUUCAUCUUGGUCGGAGAAAAAUCUAUCGAAGACUUUUCUGAGAUAUGUCGCGAAAUUAGUCUAAGACAAUUGAUCAUUCAUGAUUAAUGUCUAUGUCUACUGUUUUAGAAUCCUCUUACAAUAAUUGUAGUGCAUGCAACGAACUCGAAUUAUACGUACACAUUUUUUUUUGAGAAACACUUAUUACGUGUACACAUUACAAUAGUUAGACAUUUAAUGUUUUAGAAUCCUAUCGGCUGAUCCGGUCGGUCCCGAAAGAAAUACAUUUAGUGCUACAAAGUAGACUAGUCCAAAAGCGUACCACACUGCGUAAUCCGAAUUUGGAAUACCUUCCAACUAAUGUCAUGGAGUAAGCCAUUCAUCUGUUAUGGCCCACCACAAAAACCACUUUGGUCGAAGCUCAAGCUUAGACUGGCAAAGUAGUGAUAAUUUAGUUCAUAGGGAGAAUCGAAUCCAUGACUGAUGUAUGUAUACAUCAAACUCUAAGAAAUUAUCACUAUGCUAGUACCACUUGGUUUACUUUUAAUACUUAAUAUUUUAAUAGCUUUAUAUUUCCAUGGUACUUUGAACGUGGGACCAGAAAGAUAUAUGAAUAGAGUGUACUAUAUCAGAUCAUUUCUGCAAAUGCUGCAUUAGGUUUAAGAAAAAAUGGAUUUACACAUUUGAGUGAUCCAAACUGUUUUGGUAAAUUUCCUUUAUUUUCUUCUAUUUGUUCAUGAUCUACGACUUCUAAUUAUCAAUAUACAGUUCGAGUUGGACUUGGACCACAAUAGUUUGCAAUAAAUUAAAUUUAAACCUGAUCAAAAUCUUUUGAACCAGUUCAGUCUGGCAAAACCAUCUCCAAUAUCCUUAUAUUGAUACGGUAUAUAAAGCAAUUAUAAUGACAGAUGCAUGAAACUAGUUCAAGUGGAAGAAAACACAUUAUACAUUGAAAAAUCUUUCAUCACAAAACGAAGGUCAUUGAAAUGUCUUCGUCAAAUUGCAAGAACAUGUCUUAAUAAAACCAAAACUAUUCUAGCAUUUUUUUCUUCUUCUGAAUCAUAUCUAUCGGCAUGGGGCACUAUAUAUAGCUCUUUGUGCAUUCGGAUUCAACCCAUCAUUUACGAUCCCUUUUGUACCUGCAUCUCAUUAGUAGCUAUCGUACUUUAAUAUAUCAAUUUAAAGGUACAUUUAAAUUUCUUUUAUCAAAUAUAUAUCAACUAAAAGUCGACAAGGGAUGCUUUCUACAACAAUAUGAAUAGUAGCCAUUUGAUAUCUAUAUAAUAUUGUAGAUUAGAUAUAUGUUUCAGCGUUAUUAAUAGCUUACCAUUAAUUUCAUGUCUUCGUUAGCACAAUGAUCAACGCAUAAUUAGAUUAAGUGUAUAUGAAGCUUCAUGGAAACCCGUACGAGAGAGGACGGUCACUAGAUCGUACAAUUAAGAAAUUAGUAUAUAUACAUAUCAAUUAAUCUAAACCGUACGUUCUAACUAGUUUUGUGAAAUCAAGAAUCUAAUCUUGUAAGAAAAACUGUAUGCUUGUUGUCAGAACAAACAUGGACCCAUGUUCUCUAUGUCCCUAAGAUGUGUAUCAAUCUCAUUUACUUCUUUGUUGUACUAUAAUUUAAAAUCUUUUAUUUUAUAGAUUUUUAUUUUUAAUCUCAUUGAGAUCUCCAUUGCCCCUGCUAACUAGACACUACAGCUCAUUGAUCCUUAAUUUCAAACUCUGUUUUUCUUUCUAAUCUAUACUAUUAAAGCAGGAUCAUAUUUUAAAAAUUACCUUAGUCUGCCAUUUUCUUUACUAACAUUGCAUGUCUCAUUAAGGGCAAUCAAGUAAUAUUAAUAACACAUUUACAUUGGGCUAUUUUUUUUGGAUUCAGCACACAUCAGAUCUCUCUUGGACCAUUUGAGCCGAUUAAGAAAUCAGAUCCAAUUCUCACAUUUAUUUUCUUUUGGGCCAUUGAGUCCAAGUUCAAAUAAUUUUUUUUGAACUAUUCUUAAUUAUUAUUUUUUUCUUUUCUUAAUAUAAUUUAAGCAUUCAUAAAAAAAAUUAAAUUUUUCAUUGAAAAGUAUAAAUCUUUAUUAAAAGUAUAUAAUUUUUUUUAUUAAAAUAUUAACCACAUAAUAAAAUUAAUUUAUCAGAGUUAUACCAACUUAAUUCAUUAAAGAAAUAAAGUUUAAUUUUUUAAGCAUAAAUAGUCAUUUAAAAUGAAAUACGAUAAAUAAAGAUAAAAAUUUAAGUCUUUUAUAAAACAAAACACAAAUAUAUAAAAAUAUGACAUUUACUAAAUAUUUGUCAAUUGAAAAAAAUAAAAAAUAAAUCCGCGCUUUUAUAGCGCGGAUCAAAAUCUAGUUAAUUAGUUAAAUCUAAUCAUAUUUGGGUAAUAAGCGUUGAAAUUGUAUAUGCAUAUAAACUUAAAUGAGAUUAUAUAAUUGUUAAUGUUUGUGUUUCUAAAGAGUAAAAAUGCGUGUAUCAAGUUCAAACAUCCAGACUAAUUACCUAACACUUAAGCCAUGAUUGCUUUUAAAGCUUUCUUGUUUGUACUUAAUUAGAACAACAUUACCAUAAACUAUGCGUAUUUGAAACAUAAACAACAAAAUUUGCAAUAUCAUUAGUACAGUUACAUGUGUUUUUUUUUCCUUUACGUAUAUGUUGUCAAUAAAAAUAAAAACAUUUCGAGUUAUGACUAAGAAUUAGGAGGCACAUAGUGGGUAUUAAUUAUUAAUUGACACUAUAAGAACAACCCUUGAACAUAGUCUAAUUCAAUUUAGGGAUCAUAAGGAAAAGGAACAUUAACAAUGACAGUAGCUGAUUAGUCUCUCGACAUUCGACAAUGAGACAAUCUGCUCUUUUAAAAAUAGAUCUAUAUAUAUGCAUAUGUGUAUCAUAUUGUAUACACGCAUGUUGAAUAGUAUUACAACUUGACCAAGAUAAAUUUCUCAUUCUCCGUCGACCUAUUUAUAUAUAUAUAUAUAUAUAUAUAUAUAUAUAUAUAUAUAUAUAGAAAAGAUUCAUGAAACUGAACCAGCCUGUUGAAUCUUGUCCCAUUCACAAAUGUCCCAAUAUAUAAAUAAAGACCUUUCAUCUCUAAACUGGAAACCCAUUAUCAACCACUUUAAAACCUUCUAAGCAAGAGUUUGAGAGAAAUACGAUUUUCACUACAACUCAAAUCAAUUAAAUAAAAAUGGCUUUUUGGUCUGCUGAGAAUGCUACUAAAGCCUACCUCACUACAUUGAAAACGGAUCAAAGAACAAAAGAACCAAACGUGGCUGAAUUCAUAUCGGCCCUAGCCGCCGGAAAUAACGCAAGAAAGAUCACCGUGGCUUGUGCCGGGGCAGCAAACGCUGACAUCCUCGUUGCCCUAAUCGCUGCGGCUAACCAAACGCGAGGUCAAGUGGUAUGCGUUUUACGUGGCAUCGAGGAACUAAUCAUAUCCAAGAAAAUGUUGGAACCAUCAGAGAUUCAUCAUAUACAAUUCGUAGUCGGAGAACCUAACGACAACGCUCUUAUUAAUGAUCAUUUUGGAGAAGCUGAUUUCGUCCUCGUUGAUUGUAAGAUCAAGAACCACCAAGAUAUCGUUAGAAAGAUCGUUAGUCAACAUGAAGAAAAUGCAAGAACCGGAGGUGGAAGCGGUGUGGCGGUUGUGGUGGGUUAUAACGCGUUUUCGAGAGGAUCUUGGAGGUUUAGCGAUGGGAGGAAAACACAGUUUUUGCCUAUAGGUGAAGGGUUGCUGGUGACAAGGGUACUCAACGAUGACGGUAGCUAUAACCAGAAAAUGAUGAAAAAGAACGAUGAUGAUUAUCAUCAGCACCAUGACCACGUGAGAAAGAGUAAUUGGGUGGUGAAAGUUGAUAAGUGCACAGGAGAGGAGCAUGUGUUUAGGGUUAGAGUUCCACGAGGAGAAGCAACUAUUGAAGCUUAAAACAAAAAAAAAAAACUAUUGAAGCUUAACUAAAAUCUUAUAAAUGAUUCGGUACUUUAGAGAAAAAAUCACCUCUGUGAUGGUUCAGACGAGUGAGAGUAGUAAGAAGAUUAGUUAUUUUGUAUAAGUAAUUAGAAAGAGUUUUGUUUGGUAUUGGAGUGCUAUGUUUGUGUGAAGUCUUUUUUAUUUAUUUAAAGACUUUUUUCCUUUUUGUAAGUGUGAAUAUAAAGUGAUGUGUGUUUCGUUUUUAAUUUCUUUUUCAUUUUGGAUUUUA